Messenger RNA from Styela clava, 10973 nucleotides. The record is from RefSeq and is a predicted model, not a curated record. NCBI's taxonomy places the organism in Eukaryota, Metazoa, Chordata, Ascidiacea, Stolidobranchia, Styelidae.
UUUUACUAUCAUUGUCUACAAACUGUUAAAUCAAUACAGAGCAACACCGAGGUUCACAUUCAGUGUCCUCAUUAACCAUCAGUGAAAAUGUCUUUGUGACUCGACGCAAGAGAUUGUGCACACACAGUGCAUAAGGACAUUGGACCAUAUCAAACUUCAUAUACAAGGCAGGAUAUCACAUUAUUGGAAUCUUAUGCUGUAACAAGCCUAUAAGUCAUAGGCUCAUCUCAUAAGUUAUCAUAAACUAUCGUAUUGAUUCUUGCAUUUAUCGGAUAAUCUCAAUCAAAAACACAGAAGUAAACUUGGUUAUUGGAAAUUACAUAGAUAGAAUUUUUUAAUAAAUUCUAAUUUAAAGUCGUUAAUCCUCGACGAUGGCGGAUGUUGAUCCAGACACUUUGCUGGAAUGGCUUCAGAUGGGAUUAGGAGAGGAACGUGAUAUGCAACUAAUUGCAUUAGAACAACUAUGCAUGCUUCUACUUAUGUCUGAUAAUGUGGACAGAUGCUUCGAAAUGUGUCCACCACGAAGCUUUCUUCCCGCUCUUUGUAAAAUAUUCCUGGACGAGACAGCGCCGGACAAUGUACUGGAAGUGACAGCUCGUGCUGUGACGUAUUAUCUUGAUGUUUCUGCCGAAUGCACUCGCAGAAUUGUUGCAGUUGAUGGAGCUGUCAAAGCGAUCUGUAACAGACUUGUUCUUGUUAACCCACAGGAUAGGACAAGCAAAGACCUCUCUGAACAGUGUGUUAAGGUUCUUGAAUUCAUUUGUACGAGGGAACCAGGUGCAGUAUUCGAUGCUGGUGGUCUUACUUCAACUCUUAUCUUCAUUUGCCAAUGUGAUACAAUUAUACAUAAGGACACACUUCAUUCAGCAAUGUCUGUGGUGACACGAUUAUGUGGAAAAGUGGAACCAACCAGCGAAACACUACCAGGAAGCGUUCAAUCACUUUCCGCUCUGCUGCAUUCAGAAGAUCCUUCCGUGUCAGACGGAGCUUUGAGGUGUUUCGCUACUCUCGCAGACAGAUUUACUAGAAAAAGCAUCGAUCCUGCACCACUUGAUGCUCAUGGACUCACCAAAGAACUUAUUAAACGAUUGGCAAAUUGUGGAAGUGCAAGAGCACCAGUGAAUAACAAGCCAGGGGCAGCAGGAGCGACACCAGGAUCAACCCCAGAUCAGAAACAUAACUUUGGAAUUACCACCAUCAUUAGUUUGCUGAUAACACUAUGCAGAGGAUCAUCAUCUAUUACCCAUGAAUUACUCAGAUCUGAUCUUCCAACUGCAAUUGAAGAAGCGAUGAAAGGGGAUGAGAGAUGCUGCCUUGACACGAUGCGACUCGCAGACCUCAUUUUAAUUGUUUUAUUUGAGGGUCGUGAUGCAAUACCAAAGCAUGGAAUGGCUGUUGGUGCCGGACGUAAUUUAGCGUUUCACAGAUUUGAAGGUUUCGGGGGUGAAAGGUCACAUAGACAACUGAUCGAUUGUAUCAGAAGUAAAGAUACAGACACGCUUAUUGAUGCCAUUGACACUGGAGCGUUUGAAGUCAAUUUCAUGGAUGAUGUCGGACAAACUCUUCUGAAUUGGGCAUCUGCUUUUGGGACACAAGAAAUGGUUGAAUUCCUAUGCGGUCACGGUGCAGAUGUUAAUCGCGGUCAACGUUCAUCGUCCUUGCACUACGCAGCAUGUUUCGGGCGACCUAAUGUUGUUAAAACUCUCCUUCGGCAUGGAGCGAAUGCUACAUUGCGAGAUGAGGAGGGGAAAACCCCUUUAGAAAAAGCUAAAGAGAGAAAUGAUGAAGGACAUAGGGAAGUUGUGAAAAUACUGGAGUCUCCAGAAAAAUAUGUCACGCCAGAAACAGACAAGAACAAAUCAAAGGCAGAAAAGCCGUCUAAAAAGAAAGCGGAACCGAAGGAACCACCUGUUGAAAAAGAAAAAGGAGAUCCGGAGAUGUCACCAAUAUAUCUUAGCAAAAUGCUUCCGAUCUUCAUAAGCACUUAUCAAAGAGCUGUUUCAACAAACGUUCGAAAACUCUCUCUCGCCCUCGUGAGAAAAAUGACUCUCUACUCUUCGCCGGAUCAUUUGAAAGAUGUUUCGAAGUUAAACGGAGUUCAGGAAGGGUUUGCUGAUGUUGUAUCCACAGCUCUGGAUCAAGAGGAUGAUGAAGAAAGCCAUUAUUCAAGCCUACAGAUUGUUAAAAACCUGAUGGAUAAAAGUCGAGAUCAUUUCAUCAACUGUCUCUCACGAGACUGGGUCGUCAAUAAGAUAGAAAACAUCGGGGAAUGCGGUAAACAAGAAAACAUGGAAAUUGGAGAAAACUUUGAUGAGGAUGCAACUAAAAAGGGGGCAGUCGGGGGCCAAAUUACCACCCCAACUGAGGAAGUAAAUUCACAAUCAAAAUCUGGCACGAUUGAUGACGUACCAGACUCGAAAACACCAUCAGAUUCCCAAAAAGUUGAAGUUAAAGUCUUAGCUGAAGCGACAUCAAUCGCACCGAAAGUCGUUUAUAACUGGCAAGGGAAAUGGACUUUAGUUCGUGGCCGAGAUGGAAUGUACCUGUGGAGUGAUUCGGUUGCGAUCGAACUCUCAAAUGGAAGUAAUGGAUGGUUCAGAUACAUCUUGAAUGGCAAGUUAUCAACUAUGUACUCAAGUGGGAGCCCUGAGGGUGGAGCCGACAGUUCAGACAGCAAAGUGGAAUUUCUAGACAAGCUACAGAGAGCACAUGCUGAAGCUGUAUCAAGCCAAGAAGGCCUUGUAUUGCAACCGAUUUUCACCAAACAUGGCCGACCUAAAAUAGUUGUUGGUAACUGGUCAAUGUGCAGCAAUAAUCAAGGAGAAUUAACAAUAAGCAACAUUGAUGGACAUCAGGCAACAAUACUGAGCGAAUCAGUGAGUGGAUUUACGUUCGAAUCAAACAGAGGAACGAAGCAUAAUUUUGAACCUGAUUCGAAAGCCACGGUCGACUUCACAACAGGCGUUGUCAGCAGACCAUCUUCUGCUCAAGGAAGCGUGAAAAAUAAAGAGAGUGAUAUGAAGAUGAAAAUCAGGGGUUUGGCAAAAGAAUUGUAUGAAGCACAUUUCAAAACAGUGAAUGACACACCUCGUGGCGUGGUUACUCAACUGAAGGCUUUGGCAGAGAAGAUCAAUGAGGCCAAUACUGCAGAAUGCGCAAACUGGCAAGAACAACUAUCAACAUCAUUACAAGAUCUGGCAACCCUGCUUACUGAUGACAAGACCAUAUCUCCAUAUGAAAUGUACAGUAGUGAUAUGAUACAAGCUUUACUGGGAUGUCUUGUUUGCAAGACUGCUAACUCAGAAGACUCUGUGACACGCAUCAAGUUAUUCCACAAGCAUUUGUUAAGCGGACCGAACUCAUCGGGAAAAAUAUUGAUCAAGAAAUUAGUUGCUGUGCUGGAAUCAACUGAAAGAUUUCCUCUCUACAUUUAUGAAACGCCGGGCAGUCUUUCUGGCGGGCUUCACCUACUCAACCGCAAAUUACGCUUCAAACUUGAGAAAGCUCCUAGUGGCGGGAGUCCAUUGACUCCAACCACCUCUUCAGCGUCAAUACAGAAUGAAAACGAAGAUAACAACAAAGUUGCUGACAAAUCUGGACUGAUCAAUUAUACUGGACGAAGUUUCAGAAUGGAACCUCUUUCUACUGUUGAAGACUUGGAAAAAUUUCUGCUGAAAAUGGUAUCAAAACAAUGGUAUGAUUAUGACAGCUCUAUGCAUGCCUAUUUGAAGAAAUCCAAGGAAUCGUCGCCGAUAAUUUUCCAUCACGAAACGGAUUUUGAUGAAAAUGGAAUUAUUUAUUGGAUCGGAACCAAUGGAAGGUCUGCAUAUGAAUGGGUGAAUCCGGCAGUUCACAAUUUAGUUUACAUCACCUCAUCAGAAGGACGUGGGUUGCCGUACGGUAGAUUGGAAGAUGUGUUGAGUAGAGAUCCUGCUCCUCUCAACUGUCAUACUAGUGAUAGCAAGAAAGCUUGGAUCUGUAUUGAUUUUGGAUUAUGGAUUAUACCUUCUGCAUACACACUCCGCCACUCUCGAGGUUACGAGAAAUCUGCUCUCAGGAACUGGUUGUUCCAGGCUUCUAAAGACGGACAAACUUGGAUCACUCUGUAUAAUCACAGCAAUGAUACUUCACUGAAUGAACCAGGCUCUACAGCAACUUGGAACAUUAUAUCUCACUCUGGUGAAAAGCAAGGAUGGCGUCAUUUUCGUUUGCAACAAAGCGGCCGAACAGCAAGUAAACAAACUCAUUACUUAUCCAUGUCUGGGUUUGAGGUUUAUGGAACUGUAACUGGAGCUUGUGAAGAUAGACCGGGAUCAAGCUACAGAAAAUUAAGAAAACAGUUGAAGACACAGUCUCAAAAACAAAUGGUGGCCGGAGCUCGAGUAAUCAGAGGACCAGAUUGGAAGUGGAGAGAUCAGGAUGGACAUAGAGAAGGAACAGUGGAUGGCACUAUCACUAAUGGAUGGGUAGAUGUCUCCUGGGACAAGGGAGGUUCUAAUUCCUACCGCAUGGGUGCUGAAGGAAAAUACGAUUUAACAUUAGCGCCAUCUAGCGAAGGAGCGGUUGCAUCAUCCACUUCAUCAACGAAAUCUUCCACUAGCAGCGAAGGGGGUAAAUCCCCAGAGGUCACGACCCCACCUGUCUCCAGACGAAGCACUUUCUCAGUUUUGAAUAGAAGUAAUAAGUUGGCAUCUAACAGCAGACAUAAUUGGUUUUCUCGCAAGAAAUCUGAAGGAUACGUUACAACAUUUGGAUCAAAUUUUUCAAAUUCUUCAUCAUCAUCAAAUAAUGACAACAGCAGGAAUGCUUCUAACAAGUUUCGUUCGCUGAUGUCAGGUGUAACUGGCAAAGGAGGCGUAAGAGAUGAAUUCAGCAGGAGAUCUAUGUUAUCAGCUAUGCUGGCGAGUCAGAAACAUGCAAACAACGGAAGCAACAGGACUAAAAAGUUGGGAAAUGGAUCGGCGUCAAGUUCAAAAACUCCUACUUCAGUAUCUAACGCUGCUAGAGCUUUUGGAAGAGCUCAGAAGACGUUUUUCUCUGAAUUCAUGAAAUCGAUGGACACAACUCCGAAUAACAACCGCGACAAUCGAGAAGUUUCAGCGGAAUUUGACGAAAGUAAAGGUCAAUGGGUCGUAGUGGAAGAACCUGUUGUUAAAACAAAAGUUUCUCCCCCUGGGGAGGACGAAGAUGUGCCCCAACAGGGCUCAUCGUCGUCAUCGUGUGUUGGAAAUGAUGAUGAUGAGAUGGAUAUUGAUUUAGACAUGGCAAGUGGAGUGUUGGCUUCGAGUGAGACGAGCGAUAAGUCAAAGAGUGGGAGCAGAGUGGGAGGAGACGAUGAAGAUGAGGAGGAUUUAUUGGAAGGAAGAACGUGCAGACUCGGCCAUAGAAAAGGCUCAGAAAGCAAUCAUGCACGACGGCGCAGAGCUAGACGUUUUUUCCGAGCCGUCACAGGAAACAAUAAUCCAACUGACCGUGAAGUAAUGUCUCCGAGACGCACUCGAUCGUACGAUGUGACUCCAGUUACUGGAGAAACUCCAACAGACAGACUCUGGAGAUGUGUGGACAUGACUGAUCCUCCGAACCAGGGGGAUAAAAACGAAAAUAAAGACAGAAAAGGAGACAGCAAAGAUAAAACAAGCUCUACUAAUAAGAAAUCUCCUUCCACACCUCCAUCAACAAGCGAUGCAACAUCAUCCAGUACAACACCGGUUGCUUCUUCCAAUCCCAACUCCGAAUGGUUCAUGGAACUCGAUGUUCUACAAAUGCUUGUACAACAGGGUGAACAAGCCAUUGCAAAUCUGACAAAUUCACUCUCCAAUGCGCAAUCACAUAGCGUACCGUCUGUGCCAUCAAAUUCAGCCACUAGUAGUGCUGGAGAUACUCCUCCUCAGUCCGGAUUACCACGGCAACCAAAUCUAGCUCUUCCGACCGCACCAUCUACGAAGAGUGUAUCACUGGAAUCGGUCUCUGGGCCCAAAGAAAGUUCAAAGGGUCAUGGAAGCAGGCCAUCUAGUGGAAACACAUCUGCUUCAGGAAAAAGUUCUUCAAACGCUGCUAACACUGCGCAAAACCAUUUAUUGCCUUCACCUGGAGAACCGGUCAGUGCCAGCGUCAGCGUUCCUAAUUUAUCAUCUGAAGACGCUUCUAAGUUGAUGGAUAGUUUUGUAAGAAGCAUAACCCGAGCUCCUGCUGUUGAGAAUGUAAACAUGAGCCAGAGUGAAGAGGAUACUUGCGGUCUUGGACUUGAGGCAGAUUUGUCUGGAGGACAAAACCCUCUGACUGCGGCACAGAGUGAACCAAACUUAUCCACAUCAUGCACUGGCACAACAACUGCAACAACUACAGUAUCUGGCAACCCUGUUUUGCAAGCCAUCAGUCAAGCACUCGCUACUAGUCUUCCUUCUACUUCAAGCGACAGUGACCCAGAUCUUCUUAGAUGCCUCACAGAGCAGCAAACACCGUCAAGUCUUCUCGCGGAAUUGGAAGACGAAACAAUGAUUGAUGACACGAACGCAAGUGAUGAUGACGAUGAUGAUGAUUUUGAAGAUAUCAUGAUGCAAGAUGAUGACGACGACGAUGAUGAUGAUGACGACGACAGUGACUCAUCACCUUCAGGAGGAAGCGCUGAGUCAUACUUAGUGUAUGGAACUCCGAAUCAGCUCAGCGGGAAAGAUAAUUCUCGAGUCUGGGACGACGGGCAUGUUGUAAAAAGAAGACUUCCAUCCCUAAUUCCUGCCUUCGAUCCGAGACCUGGGAGAAUGAAUCUACAACAGACUAUCGAUCUGACAAUUCCUCCACCAGGUACUCCACAAUCAGAGCUACGCCGAGAAAAAGAGAGUUCCAGCAACACAGAAGGUGUCAAGAUGAAAUUGUAUCUCCGAGCUUCUGCUACCACCGGAGGGUCUCAAGAGAAAGUAGUAGAAGUGCCAAUUUCGAAUGAAAAAGAUGAAGAAUUAGUGGAAGCGAGAAACGUAGAUCAAACCAUCUUUAACUGUGUACAGAGACUUAAUCUUCUUCUACCUGGAGCAAAUAAUCAAAAUAAAAUGAAGAAAAUUUGGGAUCCGACUUACACUGUGGUUUAUAAAGAAGUCGAAGAAGAUGAAAUCAUAACAGCAAAUGAAGAGAAAGCAAACUUAACAAACCAAUCUCAAACAACAUUGAGCAACUUGGAUGAGAUUCUGCAAUUACUUAAAAUUGUUUAUGACAUCAUAGAAGAUGGGGAAGAAGAAAAUCAAGACCAUGACAAACCCCAAACCGAAUUUCUCAGCAAUUCUGAUUUUGUCAGCAAAAAAAUUAGUACGAAGUUGUUGCAACAAACAGAGGACUCCCUCAGUCUUGUCUGUGGAUCCCUUCCUGAAUGGUGCCAUCUACUGGCUCUACAUUGUCCAUUCUUGUUUCCACACGAUGUCAGGGUUCGAUAUUUUUCAAGCACAGCUUUUGGUACAGCAAGAUCUAUUGUAUGGCUCCAAAAUCGCACAGAAUCACAACUUGAACAAUUUACGCAUCACCAUACUCACUCAAGCGUGACUGCAUUGGCAGCCGCAGCAUCUGCAGCAAGACGAGACGAUGCCCAUGAAUUGUUACUCGGUCGACUGCGACAUGAUAGAGUCACUGUACCAAGAGACGAAUCGAAGUUAUUGGACUGGGCGGUCAACGUUAUAACUGUUCAUUCAGAUAGAAAAUCAGUUUUAGAGGUUGAAUUUGCUGGAGAGGAAGGUACAGGACUUGGUCCAACAUUAGAGUUUUAUGCGUUGGUUGCUGCAGAACUACAGAGAAGCAAUCUUGGAAUAUGGCUUGUUGAUGAUAUCCUUGUGGAAGAAGUACAAAGAGAGGUUGAUAUUGGCGAAGGUGUAAAACCAGUUGGGCAUUAUGUACAACGAUCAUGCGGUUUGUUUCCUGCACCAUUGCCACAAGAGGGUGAUAAUGAGCCUCUCAAAUCUGUUGUCGAAUUGUUCAAAUUCUUGGGAGCUUUCUUGGCUAAAUGCUUGCAGGACGGUCGUUUGGUUGAUCUUCCUCUGUCAGAAGCUUUCCUGAAGAUAAUGUGUAGUGGGGGAUCGAACAAGAACAACACAGGAAAAAUGUUCAGUGCUGAAGAUAAAAACACAGAAUCUGAAUCGACAAUUUCCAUGAAUCAAGAAUUCUAUUUGAAACCACCGAAAGAACCUGCACCAAGUUACUAUGAUGGGAUUUUGAAAUUGAAAGAUUUGAAGGCACUCGAUCCAUUGAGAUUUCAAUUCUUGCGAAAACUUCUUGAUGUGAGUGACAAACGAGAUGCAAUCAUGCAUGACACUAGUCUCAAACCAGCAGAGCGAGAUCGCAAAAUAUCUGAACUUCAACUAACAAUAAACAACGUCAGUUGUUCCAUAAGUGACCUUGGGUUGACUUUCCAAUAUCUUCCGUCUUCGAAAGCAUAUAACUACUCCUCACACCCUCUAGUGGAAGAUGGAGAAGAAAUUGUAUUGACUGUUUCAAACGCAAGAAAAUAUGUUGAAAAGACGUUAGAUUUCUGCCUUAAUUCAGGCCUUAGAAAACAAAUGGAUGCUUUUAGAGACGGAUUCAACUCUGUUUUCUCAAUGGAGAAUCUAUCAGUAUUCACUCCCAAUGAACUAAGGAAUUUACUUUGCGGAGAACAACACCCACAAUGGACUAAGGAUGAUGUCAUAUCGUACACUCAACCAAAACUUGGAUUCACAAGAGAAAGUCCUGGCUUCAAGAAAUUUGUGAACGUCAUUUGCUCAAUGAAUGGUGACGAGAGAAAAGCUUUCUUGCAGUUUGCUACUGGCUGCUCUUCACUACCACCUGGUGGCCUUGCAAACCUCAACCCAAGACUAACGAUCGUCAGAAAGGUUGAGGCCACAGAUACCAGUUAUCCAUCUGUGAAUACAUGCGUUCAUUAUUUGAAGUUGCCAGAUUAUUCUACCGAGGAAAUUAUGAGAGAGAAAUUGAUCGUUGCAACGAAAGCUAAAGGAUUUCAUUUAAAUUAAAACUGUUAUACCAAUCAGGCAAUCACAUCAAAGUAGUUUUUGAAAAAUUAUGUGAACAUUUGCUAAAAGUUGGACUUGAAUUCCAUUUAAAUUGAGUUAUUUUAAAAACGCUGGAACAGGAUGUUUUCAAUAAUCAAAUUAAAAGUAGUCCCAAUCUAAAUUAAUGCUUUGUUAUCAAGUCUUAAGCAGAUUUAUCCACUAAAACCGGUUACAUCCAGAUAGAACUCUCUCCUAAAACCGGUUACAUCCUGUUGAAACUCUCUUUUAAAAGUGGUUACUUCCGGUUGAAUCUCUGCUUAAACCGGUUACAUCCAGUUGAAACUCUCUAUAUAUAAACCAGUUACGUCCGGUUGAUACUGGUCAAAUGCAUUCAUAAUUAAAUCUGGACUUGUUAUAUCAUAAUUGAUCACUACUUAUCAUAUUUUAGAGGGAAAAUCCGGAAAUCUAUGAGAUUGACAUAAAUUUAAGAUCGGUUUUUAUUUUCUUUGCUAUCACAAAAUUGUUAUUGAUGCCUGGUGAUUUUAGUUGUAACUGAUUUGUUGAAUGCUAAACUGGUGAUAUUGCUAUUCCCAUAUUCGAACUGAACCCAGUGAAGAGCUGUGGUGCACAAUGAGUAUUGGCUGUCUUAUCUAAGGUACCUUCUCGUAAACGUAAAGAUAAAUUCAAAAAUUCUGUCCCAUCCCAUAAAUUGAUUAGUCUUAUUCAAUUAAUUUAAUCAAAAUAAAUUGUGCAGCAUUUGGUUAGUUUAAACCGGAUAAAACUGGUUUUAGCUGGAUUGAACUGCUCAAGAAUCCUUUGAUAUUAAAUAGUACAAUAUGUUUGUCUUUGGGUUGUUUUCAUUACCUCAUACUCAGCUGAAAGUUAAUUAAUCAUUUGUUAUUUGGACGCUCUAGAAUGUUUUGUUUAAAAAAGUGAUUUUUUGUCCAUGUUAUUGUGCUUGACCUAUAACUUGUUUAUUUGCUUUGUUAACCCUUAUUGUCCCUUGAUGAUUAUAUAAUUUUAAAGGUGUCAGGGGGUUAAAUUUUGCGCUGGUGAAAUUGUGAUGCGAGGCUAGAUCUUCUUCUAUCAAUAAUUUGCCCUUUUUCUUAAACUUAUUUACUUCUGUUGGUGUAAUGCCGAGUUUUUGAGCUUUGGACAAUGUAAGUUUUUGCUGAAGAGUAUGAAUAAUGGUUUGACUAUCAAACUGAACUAUAUGCCUAAAUUAUAUGGUUUCAGUGACAUAUUUACUGGAAAUAACCUGCAUUUCAAGCAGCUUUUAAGCUAUUCGUUGACAAAACACUCUCCAUUUGGAAACCUUGUCAUUUUGCUUAAUGUUUUUUCUUUAAUAAAGUGAAAACAUUUUGCAGAACUAUGAGUUCUUGACUUCAUAAUUUAAAAAUGAAUCUAAAUUUUGAGUUUUGUUUGAUCUCUCCCUGUUUAUAAAAUUUUAAUUGAUGUUUUGUGUUAAAGAAUUGAAGACUAUGCUCAAAUUAUAUCAGUUGAACUAUCUUAAAUAGCUUCUCAUCGCUCAUAGAAUGUUUAUCAUAAAAAUGGAGUCGCUUUGAAGUGUAGUGUGAUUUGUUGAUCUAUUUGAAUCUGUGUUUUCAUUAGUUUGAUGAUUGUAUAUGCUUCUUUCAUGAUUUCUGAUCUAAUGCUUGUUCUAGAUAGCUUGCCAAUUUAGUAUUGUUGAUUAUUAGCUAAUUGGGGGACUUCUGGUAGAAUUCGGAGAGAUGGUUCUUCUUAAUUCACAAUUAAACUCUUAGGAACUCUGGUUUUGCUUAAUUCAAAAUAUUUUGAAAAAAAAUUCAUGUGGAGUCGAGCUGCUAAUUAUACUUUACCCACUUUUUUUUUUGGUCGCAAAGUCCCCCCAAUAUUUACAUUAAUAAUAAUCUUAUGUUUUUGUGUUAUUCUUUAAUCACGUCUCACAAUUUUAUUACUCUUGGUUUUUCUGUAUUAAUAAAUGAAUGCAUUCAAAUAAAAUUUGGUAUGAUUAUUUGGUCUAGGCAACAA